AUGACCAAACUUUCUUUCUUCUUUCAAUUUCUUACUUUUCUUUUUUUUUACUUUAUUCUUCAUUUUCUUCUUUUUUCUUAUUUUCUUCUUUUUUCUUACACUUUCCCAAAUUUUUACUCUUCUAGACUUUCUUCUUUUUGUUUCUUCUUCUUUCUCUUUCAUAUUUUUCUUCAUUCUAUUCUUUUCUCUCAGUUUCUUCUUUUCAUUCUACUUUCUUUCCUACUUUUUAAUUUUCUUUUACUCUUUUUUCUUACUCCUCAUACCUUUUCUUCUUUCUACUUUAUUUCUUUCAUUCUUAAUCUUUCCAUCUUUUUUUCUAUUCUUUUAUUCUUUAUGCUUCUUCUUCUUUUUACUCUUCUUUUCCUCUUUCUUUUUAAUCCCCAUUCUAUUUUUUGCUUUCCUCAUUUUACUUUUUCUUCUACUUUUUUGAUCCAUUCUUUUAAAUAUUUCUUCAUCAUUCUCCACUGUUUUCUUUCUUUUUACUCUUUCUUCUACAUUUUCAUUCUUUUCUUUUUACUUUCUUUUUCUUUAAUUUUCUUCUUUCUUCUUUUUACUAUUUCUUCUACUUUUUUGUUUUCCUCAUUCUCAUUAAUCAUUCUAAUCUUUUUUUUUACUUUUCUUUCUUUUUCCUCUUCUUUUUUCUUUCUCCUCAUUCUCAUUAAUCAUUCUGUUCUUCUUUCUUUUUACUUUUUCAUCUUUUUAUUUUUCUUUCUUUUUACCCUCUCCUCUUGUUACUUUUUCUUCUUAUUUUUCUUUCUUUUUACUCUUUCUUCUACUUUUUCUUUCUUAUCUUCCUCUUUCUACAUUCUUUUUUUUUCUUCUUUUUUUACCCUUGACUUUUCUCUUCUUUUUUUCUCCCCUUCCUCAUCUUUCUUUUCUUUUCACAUAACCUGA
This is a messenger RNA of Acanthosepion pharaonis, 894 nucleotides long. The record is from the annotation of a GenBank genome assembly. Lineage: Eukaryota; Metazoa; Mollusca; Cephalopoda; Sepiida; Sepiidae.